This is a messenger RNA of Trypanosoma theileri, 303 nucleotides long. RefSeq lists its product as uncharacterized. Lineage: Eukaryota; Euglenozoa; Kinetoplastea; Trypanosomatida; Trypanosomatidae. Bases 1 to 303 code for a protein of 100 amino acids. The record is from RefSeq and is a predicted model, not a curated record. The transcript has a single exon.
AUGGCUCAAAGAGAUUCUCAGGGUCUUAAAAUUUCAUGGCGCCUCGGCAAAUGUAUGUGUCUCAGUAAACGCCUCUUGUUCCCGCAUCCCUUUCCUACAUUGUUGUGUACUCUAAAAAACUUCUCCCCCCACCACUUCUCCAUCUAUCGAAUAUUUCUUCUGACGCACCGGCGUAAAUGUAGUCAGAUGAAAAUUUUCUUUUACCUUCCCCGCGUUUUUUUCUCAACCUCAAGAGCGACCAAGAAAAACUUGAGAAUAAAGUUCUCUCUAUUGAAAUCGCGUGCGAUAAAAUUUAUACCAUAA